UUGAGAUUGAAAAAGGAGCAAUAAUUAUGAGCGGGAUUUUAUCGGAUUUGAGUGCCAAACAGGCCGACGCGCUUACUGCGAUGAGAUCAAAUCUUCAUGAUGUCUUACAAGAAGAUCAUGAUGAUCACUGCUUGUUACGAUUCUUAAGAGCACGCCGAUUCAACGUAAAGAAGGCUGAGGAAAGUUUUAGACGGGAUCUGGAGUGGCGAAUAAAGAACAGAAUAGAUUCCAUUCAUGAUUGGUAUGAAAUACCUGAGGCUUGCUUGAAGUAUUGGCCAGGAGGAGCUACCGGAUUGGAUAAAGAAGGUCACGUGGUGUGGAUAUGCCCUCUUGGUAACGUCGAUCCCAAAGGACUGCUCUACUCGGUAAAAGCUGGAGACAUCAUCAAAACAAAUAUCAGCAUCUUGGAGAGAUUACAAAAUGAACAGAAAAUCAUUUCUAGAAAGCUUGGUCGUCAUAUUGAAGGUGUCACAUUCAUCGUAGAUCUUGAACACCUGAAUGCAGGCCAUAUAUGGAAACCAGGAAUGACAGUCAUGACAGAGGCCGCUGCAUUGUUUGAAGAACAUUAUCCGGAGAUCAUUCAUAAAAUGCUGAUAGUUCGACCUACUAAGAUAUUUCCUGCAGUCUAUUUCAUCUUGAAACCAUUCCUCAGUGAAGGAACAAGAGCAAAGAUUAAAGUACUAGGAGGUAACUGGCGUGAUGCCCUCCUGAAACACAUAGAUCCAGAAGUACUUCCGGUUUACUGGGGAGGAACCAUGACAGAUACUGAUGGCAAUCCUAACAUGUGUCCUUCAAAGAUUAAUCUUGGAGGUAAAGUUCCAUCGUUUUAUUUUAAGAAGGGAAGUGAUCUGACACAUUCUGAUAUGACAUCUCAACAGCUUCCGGGUAAGAGGUCAAUAGAGAUCAAGUACAAGGUCAAGACACUUGGCAGCAUAUUCAGGUAUGAAUUCAAAACUGAAUCUCACGAUAUCGCAUUCGGGAUUCAUCGGUUGUUGGAUUCAGGGGAGAAGAUCUCCAUACUUGAUGAGAAACGAUAUAACAGUCAUAUCGUGCCUGAAGAUGGAGAGGUACUAUUUGAAGAACCAGGAUUGUAUGUGGUGAAAUUCGACAAUCACGGCAGUACCUUCCAGAAGACCCGAAAGCUUAGCUAUUGGAUGGAGGUGAUUGAACCACGUCUUGAGGUCAAUGAAUACAAGUCAUGAUGACAGAAUCAUUUGACGACAUCACAAGAGACAGUGGCUACCUCGACGAUAGAGGUCCGAUGUCGAGACACAGGUCGACGUCAUUAGAACGAUCAUCGACCUUACCUCGUCUUCAAACCCAUGCUCAAGGACCAAUGAAAGGGCUGUCGCAUACACCAUCUUUCUCUUGAAUUAAAAACUGU
This is a messenger RNA of Lytechinus variegatus (green sea urchin), 1384 nucleotides long. RefSeq names its product SEC14-like protein 3. Gene Ontology annotation, cellular component: cytoplasm. The record is from RefSeq and is a predicted model, not a curated record. The transcript has 12 exons. NCBI's taxonomy places the organism in Eukaryota, Metazoa, Echinodermata, Echinoidea, Temnopleuroida, Toxopneustidae. Bases 27 to 1202 code for a protein of 391 amino acids.